ACCGACCGGUACCAGACUCGCGUGGUACCGGUGCACCGCGGGUGUUUCGCAGCCGCAGCCGCAGCCGCAGCCGCGGUCGCAGUCGCAGUCGCGGUCGCGGUCGCGCUGCGCUCGCACGACUCGCGCGUCUCGUGCCGCGCUCGCGUCAACCAUUGACUCAUCGCUCGUGCUCGCAGGUGAUCGAUUCAUCCGUGGUCGCGUUGACGGACGUCGAGACGUUGGUUUCCUCCUCGGAUGAGACGUGCGCUUGAACGGACCACGCGCGGAAGCGAGCGCCUCCGAGAAGAAUAGACCGGCGAGAGGAGGUCACGUAUCUCCGGCGUGCGUCUCCGACGCACACAUCGGCGUCUUCUUUUCAUCUCCCUCGAGGGGCCACGCCGGCCCUCUUUUCACAUUCGAGGAGAUUCAGACGAGAUCCGAUCCGAUCGUACGGCCGAAACACGCAGGAAACACGCCGAUUGCGGCAGGUCACGAGGAACGGGUCUGGAGAUGGCCUACAUUAUCUGGUCCUAUCGGUGAGAAGAGCCGCUCCGUGCCACCGUGCGAGUGAUUUGACUAGACGAAAGGAAGGAAGGAAGGAAGGAAGGAAGGAAGAGAGAGAAUAAAAUGGGGCGAGCGUGGUGCAAGGAGAAGACCUCCAAGGCCCAGGAUUCCAAGUCCCCGUUGGAUCGGGUUUUUGUGCGAUGCGCGCAUCGGAUUUAUCCAAGUUUAAAGGAGGAAGGCUCGGUCUUAGGCGGUGCCACGCAGAGAGUUACGAGUUCUGAAAUAGGAUACGCCGGUUCACCACCGAGAGAGGUGCUUACAAGAGGACGGAGCAUAGACUCCGUGGACAGGCCCUUUCAUCCCAGUGACUGGGUGGACGUCAAUCUGGAAGUGCCCAGUCCGCCUAGAGCGAGCUCGACUUUCACGAAUUCGAGCAUCGACGCUAGUCCACGUACCGCAGCUACACCUACGUUCGGCUGUGCCAAUCCGAAGGACAUCACGCCUGUGCCGCCUCCGAGACGAAAAAAAAGAAACAGGGGCAGACCCUUGCCGCCGAAACCGGACGAGAUUCCUGAGAACGUGACCAAUAAUUUGAGACGCGGCGAUACGUGCGAGGAACCGUUAUAUCUGUCGGUCAGGUCGCCGCAGACGAGCAGCAAUGAUCAGAAUGGUGACGUCGAGUUGCGGGGAACGGGAAAAACCAGCACGGAAGAUCCGAAGCAUGACGGUCGAAAGACGAAGGAGAUUUACGAACAUAAGGUUAACGGCACCGGAAGGAUAAUAUCCAGCGAGAUGGUUUCCGGCAAGAGGACCUCCGCCGACAAGAAAACUUCAAGAACUUCGGAGUCGGGCCACCAUCACCGGAAAGUUCUUGAGAACGAGGAAUACGAGAGAUUUGCCCGGAAUCAGUCGAUCAAGGACUCUUCGACUCCUAAUCGCCAGGACAGACGGAAGUCGAAGGAGCUCGAAAAGCGGAUCAGGGAUUCCUCGAGGGACGACGACAGACCGGAAGCAAAUACAAGGAUGAAGAACUAUAGCACCGUUAGCUUGCCGAAUUACGACGAGCUGGACGUGUCUAGGCACCCUGUGAAAAGCACGGCAAAUGACGAGGGAGAUGCAGGGGAGAAAAUGAAGUUGAAAAGACCCGUCAGAAGCAGCACUGUCUCGCUUCCGGCCGAAUCUUUCCUGUCGCCCUUUUCCGAGAAAACCAGCGUAUGUCUGGAGGACUACAUCCCACGACGUGGAAGCAUCGAGCACCUGUCGCUGUAUCAGGUGCUGGGGAAGCUGGGCUCGAGCGAGAACGAGGUCACCGGCGGCGGAUUCAUGAAGUACGAUCCGAGUAAAUUGGAGGAUUGGGACCUCAGUGACAUCAGUAAUUGCGAUUCGAAUCAGCGACUCUCCGUCGAGAACACGCCGCGGAUUGAAAUCCACGACGAUGAGUCUGCGGAGAAUGGACUAUCCGAGAGUGUAGAUGUUGUCGACUACCCGCGAAAUGCCGGGGUCGGGGAUGCUGAGACGACUGAGAUGAAGAUUUCAUGUGUUCGAGAUAUCUCUCCGUCGUUGCAGAAACCCGAAUCGUUCGGCAAGGUAGCAUCAUCGACGGUUGAUUCCGAUAGAGAAUCAAAGUAUCCUGAGGAUUGGAUAACAGAUGAAAACAGAUCACUAAGGCAUUUUGAUCCGCCUAAAAUGUCAGAAAUCUGUCAAGUAUCACCGACUUGCGAGUUAGCGAGCUCACCGGUUCGUAGGGAGCCAUUUUUUCUAAACGAGGAACUUCAUUGCUCAGCUUUUGAUACGAUCGAAGGGUCCUGCAGGAACGGCGCCAUCGUCCGGGAAUCCAAUCGAUCCGACCAAUCGAGGCUGAUCUUUGGCCGUAGCCUGUCGAACGAGAGCGAGCCAUACGACGAUCCGUACGAGGCGAAGGAGUUGCGUGCACACUCCGACGUAACGAACAAGUUAAUCAGAACGAUAUCGGAGGAGUCGCUGCCGCAGGAGAUGCUGGAGGGGGUCGACGAAGAGAUCGUCGAUUUCUUCGACGAGAAGCUGGCCAAGGACGCGACGAACAAAUUGAAGAAGGAUUGCCAGGAUCAGCGAGUGAAGACGCCGCCGCCGAGCCCGGAGCCAAUAAUCAAAGCCCAGAUUUUGGACAACGAUCAUUCGACCUUGCUGAUGGUUCUGAACGAUGAGGUGGCUGACGGAAGUAAUCUCAGUUCGAUGACGCCGAGCCUCACCGAGCUCGAGGCAGCGCUUUCGGAUAUGCUGGAGAAGGAGGAUCAACCUGACGAAAUUACCAGGCGAGAGAACACGAACGAGGAAUGCAAACAGAGCCCCGUGGAGAAACUUCUCGAGCCGGAAAUCGUACCUGUGGAGAAGCGCAACGCGAUCGACAAAAGUAUGUCGGAUCAAUGUCGUUCAAUUAAUGAUGACAUUCUAGUCGAUAGUACGCUUGAGAAUAAGACAGAUCGGUCGUCCGUGUCUUCGGAGCAGCUCCUUGGAGAUUCGACGGAGGCACCGAAGAAGAGAAAAGUGUCCUUCUGUACAUGGGAAGAGAAGGUGAUGAUGGACGUCGAUUUGAAAAAUGACGAGAAAUCGGAAACGUCACAGAAUUUAAACGAGAGUUCUGAUUUCAAGGACUCUGUCGUUAAGUCGGAGCUAGGAUCGAGCUUCGACUUUUUCAAAGGUACCGAGACCGAUAUGAAGGAUAGCACGAGCUCUGUGGGGGAAGCGCAUGAGAAACCUGAUACUCUGUUUCAAAGUAUAGAAGACGCGAUGGAAGAUUUGGAGCAAAUGCCUACGCCGCCACGAAGGAAAAAUAAAAAUUUAGGUGUUACGAAGGAGUCGGUUAGGACUAUAGACAAUUUUCCCGAAGAUCCUGAUUCUCGUCCUAAUGACAGGCUGAUUUGAUCAUUACAGAUUGCGUGAUCUCGUAAUCUUUUCGCUGUUGUGUGAUCGUAUGCGAUAAUAUGAACCUAAAAUUUGUGUGCCACAUGAGUUGUUAAUAUGUUUAAUAUAUUAAUUUGUAAUCGCUGUAAGCUAAUAACCAUGUAAUUAAUAACCAAAAAUAAAGAGAAAAAUAUAACGUA
This is a messenger RNA of Pogonomyrmex barbatus (red harvester ant), 3563 nucleotides long. RefSeq lists its product as uncharacterized. Lineage: Eukaryota; Metazoa; Arthropoda; Insecta; Hymenoptera; Formicidae. The record is from RefSeq and is a predicted model, not a curated record.